Molecule: messenger RNA, 1546 nt
Organism: Rhizophagus irregularis DAOM 181602=DAOM 197198
Lineage: Eukaryota; Fungi; Glomeromycota; Glomeromycetes; Glomerales; Glomeraceae
Source: RefSeq, a predicted model, not a curated record
AUACUUGUACUUUUUUAUUUUAUUAGGCUACAUAAAAAACUUAAAUCGAUUUUUUUUUUCUUUUGGAAAAAAAAAAAAUUUUUUUUAUAAUAAAUAAAUAUUAAGUAACAUGGCUGUAUGUCUUGAGGGUGAAAGUCCACUUUUUAAAUUUGUUAUUAUUUCUGAUAGGCCUAAACCUUCAAAAAAUAAUUUUACUGAAAAGCCAUCAAAAGACAAAGAACUUAGAGAUAACAAUAUGUCUACAAGUUCGUCUUCUCCCCCUCCUAGUAAUGAAAAAUUAGAAAAAAACCAAGAUAACCAAAAUUCACAAGUGGCAAAUAAACUUCCCGAGGUAAAAGUGGAUGAUAGUCCUAAUAAUAAUGGAGAUUCGCCGAAAGAACAAGAAAAUGAAGAAAAAUCCUCUCGAUUAACCAUAAAAGUUCCCUCAAAGAGUUCAUCCCCUCAACUUGUUGCUUCACCAAGUGAACUAAGAGCUAAAACUCCUGAGCCUGUUUCUCCAAGUUCUAAUUUUUUCAAAAAGCUUGGAAAUAUGAUAAGGAGUACUUCUGAUAAUGGUACAGCUCCUGAGGAACCCGCUACUUCGGAUUCUAAGGACCAAGAAGAACAACAAGAACAACAAGUACAACAAGUACAAGUACAACAAGUACAGCAAGUACAACAAGUACAACAACUACAACAACUACAGCAAGAACAACCAGUAGCUAACGAUAACAUUACAGAAAAUACUGUGAAUACUGCAAGAUCCAUUGACGAAAAUAAGAAAGAAGGUGAAGAUAAAAAGAAUACUCCUGAACCUACUGCCGUAAAACAAAGAACAGGUUCCUUGGCUAACCUCGUCAAUACGAAAAUGUUUAUUACACGUACGUCAAGUCUUCUUAAAGAAGUGUUCGAUAGCAUCGAUAGAAAGAUGUAUCCUGAUAUGGAACCAGAUUGGGUCGCAGAAAAUCAAAAGAAAUCAAAUAGAGAGGCAGCCAUUAGCGAACGGGAGCAAUUAUUGGAAAAUAAAGAUGUUGAAAUUACAAAUGAUAAAUCACAAUCCCCUCAAUCUACACAAAAUGUUAUGGCUGAAGUUGGAGUUGCUCUCAAUGAACGUAAGGAAAAACUUGAAAAUAUUGGUGAAAGAACCGAAGAAUUAAGUAAUCAUGCUUCUGAUUUUGCUAGUUUAGCUAAACAAAUUAGGGAGAAACAAGAACAAAAGAGUAAAUGGUCAUUAUGGUAAUGAUAAAUAUCUACGCUAUUAGCAACCAUUUUUAUUGACAUUUUACUUGUAUCAAUGAUCAUUAAUAUAAAACUCAUUAAUCAUAUAACUCAACUACUUUCGAAAGACAUUUAUGUAGAUUUAGUUUCAAUGUAAUUUUCCCUCAUCUACUUUAAUUAUUAUAUUUUUUUUAUUUUAAUUAUUCUGUGUAUAUACCAUUUUCAUCAUCUUCAUUGAAUUUACUUAUAGGUUUUUAUUUAUUAGUUAUUGAGUUUGAAUUAUUAAUAUAUUUUUUUUUUAAUUAAACUGUUAAAAAAAAAAUUUUAAAAUAAAAUAAAAAUAUAAUAA